UUGUCUUCCAAGGGGUUGCAACUUGACCUGUGUGUGCUCUUAGUCAUGACCACUUGCUUUACCUUUUGCACUGUCCUAUCCUGUCUCGUCCUGGUGCCUGUGUGUGCAGAUGUGGAGGAAAGGCGUUGCAAGCUGGAAGCUGCUUGGGGACCAUGGCGAUGCCCAGGUGAGGAACAUAAAUGCACCCACAAAAACGCAACACGAUACAAGUGUAUGGGAGGGAAUUGCACAAUUGAUGACCCGUGCGCCAACCUACCCGGGUUUCAAGAAACAAAGUCAUGCAGUAAGAUGCUGGCCCUUGCUUUAUGUGUACCCUGGUGGGCGUCUUGGUCCUCGUGGACGAAAUGUACUGCUGUUUGUGGAUUUAUGGAAAGUACUCGAUUUCGUCCGUGCAUUGGAGCCUGGACAACGGAACAUAUUCAACCGGAAGUUAGACGUGAGUUGCAGGCCUCAUGUGCAUCAAACAUUCGAGCGGCCGAGGGUGUCGAAACCCGCGAUUGUCCAAUAAGGCGUCUGUGUCCAAAUAUUCAUGGAGGCUGGGGAGAGUGGACAGAAUUCACGCAAUGUUCUGUUACCUGUGGGACCGGGUUUCGUUAUCGCAUGCGGUUAUGUAAUCGUCCUGAACCACGGGGGAACGGCUUACCCUGUCAUGGGAUCGAUACACAGCAGGUCCCCUGUGAAGGUCCCGUCCCUUGUCCCAAACGAGGUCAGUGGUGUCCAUGGUCACCGAACAUUCCCCACUGCAGUCAUCCAUGCGGACCCAUCGGGAUGGGACUACGGACGAGACUGUGUGCAUGUCCAAAGCCCAGCUACGGGGGCGAAGCAUGUGAGGUGCCCCCGGAAGCAGAAGCAUUUGCAAAAUAUGAAGCGACUAAAAAACCCGGUUCGGGUGUACCCGCGCCAACUGAAUUUGCUAUUCAUGCAAUAAGAACUGGCCAAGGUAGGUGGGAACCCUGCAAUCGACAUCCUUGUCCAUAUUUGAAAUUCCUAAAGGAAGAGGAAGAAAGAUUGUUGCUCAAGGAUUUGCUCGCCCAGAGAGCUGAAGAUGCCUGGGUUUGGUCUGCUGGAUUGCCAGCCAAACGUGAUGAUCCCGUGCAACUUUACUGUCCGCCAACAAAAGAAUCACGCUUAAAUGUGUUCGACCGUCCAGAACGCUUUCCAAAGUCGCGUGCGUACUGGACAAAGUCCGUUCCACUAUCACCGCACACACCACAUGAUUUUCCAGGUGAAAUUCUUGAAAACACAAAAACAAUACUGAUUGAGGGAGACCGAUUGACGAUACGUUCACUGCAACCAUACACAACCGGUGUUUAUCGAUACGGGUACGAAUAUGAGCCAGGGUACUACGAGACUGUUUGCUUCUUUGUUGUCUACAUCAAGGACAGUGUAUGGGAUAUUUUGCAUGGUAGCACAUUCGACCUCACCUGCAACGCACUGGGUCUGUGGCCCAUCAUUCAAAAACCCCAGACCGGUACCUGGACCGUGUACUGGGAUGUCCGCUUGGAAAAAAGACUAGAGGAUUCGAUGCACAACACUCGCUGGUGGGUCACAGAGCUAAUGAAACAGAUGACGGAAGAGGAAAUCAAAAUGUUGAAUCAAACCACCAAUGCUACUGCUCGAGCGAUUAUGGCAGGAACGGGGUUUACACUAUGGGACACAGAAUAUCGUCGUGUGUACCGGGCAACCUCCACCAUGAAUGGAAACUACACCUGCACAAUUUACAAUAACGUCGGGAGGACGCUAAAUCGUACGUUCUACACGGAGUCAUUCAUCCUACGAGUGGCACCCCCACCAACAAUUUUUGAACUCGUUAAACUAUGGUGCAUUCAAAAUCAAUGGCAAUUAACAGUUCUCUUUAUCGUGGGUCUCGUUUCAAGUGUAUUGUGUGCACUAUGUUUGUGGCGCCGCUCCCACAAUAUUGCCAGACUGGAAAUACAGGCGCGUGAUUAGAACUGACAUUGAGAAGAACCAUUAUUCGGUGCCUCAUACUCUGUCUCCGUCUAGUAAUCCGGAAUACAAUAACACGAUCAUAUAUCAAAGGUUGUGAAUUCACAAAAAACUACAUGAGAAAAAUCUGUGAGAAUAUGACCCUUUUAAACAGUAAUCAUCAGUUACUGGUUUCUUUCAAAAGGUACAAGUUUAAAGCCACUGGCUGCAAUCAAAACGUUUUUUGCAAUAAUGAAUCCAAAUAGUUUUAUUAUUUUGACCCGAAUUAUUGCUUUCCCUGUUCUUUUUCAAGAGCGCC
This is a messenger RNA of Opisthorchis viverrini, 2245 nucleotides long. RefSeq lists its product as hypothetical. The record is from RefSeq and is a predicted model, not a curated record. The transcript has 6 exons. The coding region runs from base 46 to 1950 and encodes 634 amino acids. NCBI's taxonomy places the organism in Eukaryota, Metazoa, Platyhelminthes, Trematoda, Opisthorchiida, Opisthorchiidae.